Zophobas morio is the source of this 2739-nucleotide messenger RNA. Its product is annotated as WD repeat-containing protein 36-like. Gene Ontology annotation, biological process: rRNA processing. NCBI's taxonomy places the organism in Eukaryota, Metazoa, Arthropoda, Insecta, Coleoptera, Tenebrionidae. The coding region runs from base 587 to 2680 and encodes 697 amino acids. The transcript has 20 exons. Gene Ontology annotation, molecular function: protein binding. Gene Ontology annotation, cellular component: small-subunit processome; Pwp2p-containing subcomplex of 90S preribosome. The record is from RefSeq and is a predicted model, not a curated record.
UGUCCCGUUUGUUUUACAAAGGAAAGGAUCGGAAUUCUUUUUGACCACUUCCGUUGGAAAUGCGUUUCAUAUUUAUAAUUGUAAAAAACUUCAACUUCUGUUUGUUGGACCUCAACUGGAACAAGAUAUUUCCUGUCUUACCGCUUACAAUGACUUUACUAUCGCUGCUGCUGGGACUGAUUUGUUAUGGUUUCUUCGGGGAAAACUUGUUAAAAAAAUCAAUUCGCAUCAAUCGCCUAUUUGCCUACUUUAUUUGUUCGGAGAAACUUUAAUCUCCAUCAGUGAUGGAAAAUUGUUAAAGUUGCACUCUGUUACAGAUGGAGAAUUGUGCGGGGAGAUUGACUUUAGUCAAAGUUUUUUCACUAUCAGCGCCUUGACUCAUCCCAGCACCUAUCUUAAUAAGAUCCUGCUCGGUUCCGUCGAAGGCAAACUGCAACUUUGGAAUAUUCGCUCUCGAAAUCUUGUCUAUGAAUUUUCUGGUUGGAACAGCGAAGUAGUUUGUCUCGUGUCUGCCCCGGCCGUGGAUGUUGUGGGGGUCGGACUGCAGAACGGACACAUCAUCAUUCACAACAUACGCUUCGACCAGAUGGUGGUCUCUUUUCACCAGGAAUAUGGUCCCGUCACCGCCAUAGCUUUCCGGACGGACGAGCAUGCCGUGCUAGUCACAGCGUCAGGCGGUCGCCUGCUUUUCUGGAGUUUAGAACAGCGCCGGUUAAUUAGCGCCCUGACCGAACCCCAUUGUGGCCAGGUGACAUGCGUGGAAUACUUACCUUCCCAGCCGGUCCUGGUCACGAUUGGAUCUGAUAAUUCUAUCAAGAUGUGGAUUUCUGAUCGACCUGACGCGAAUCCUCGCCUACUUCGGUCUCGCUCCGGUCACAGCGCGCCGCCAGUCAAGGUGAGACAUUACGACGAAGAGGGAAGAUAUCUCUUGAGUUCUGGGAUGGAUAAAGCUCUGCGUCUUACAUGUUCCCUCCGGGACUCGCAAAACGUAGAAUUUUCUCAAGGCCACUUACUGAAGCGGGCUAAGAAGCUUAGUAUAACCGCGGACGACUUAAAGUUUUCUCCUAUUGUGGACUUUGCUUCUUGCGCGGCCAGAGAGCGAGACUGGGAUAACAUUGUCACCUGUCACCUGCACGAGCUUGAGGCUCGCACCUGGAAGUUUGCCGACAAAGUUAUCGGGUCUCAUGUGCUUAAGCCGCCUUUUGUAGUGGAAACGUCGGUGAUUGGGGGAGAGAUCGACAUUAAAGGCGCACGGGUCCCCUCCACACCCUCAUCUUUCAACGUCCAGCAUGCCGCCGUGGCUAGGAGAGUUGAGCUCAGCGCUUGUGGGAAUUUCGCCUUCAUUGGCCUGUCUAACGGCCAAGUGGACAAAUACAACAUGCAAUCCGGACUGCACCGUGGCAUGUACGGCAGACCUGCACAUAGCGGCGCUAUUCGCGGAAUAUGCACCGACGCGACUAAUGCACGUGUAAUAACCGUUUGCGCGAAUGGCAAAGUGAAGUUCUGGGAUUUUGAGACGCGGAAAUGCCUGGGAGAGCAAAACUUGGGCGCUCCAGUUGCUCAUGCUCGUUUACAUCGGCCAACCAAUAUGCUAGCACUGGUCUGCGACAACUUUGUUGUUCGUGUCUACGAUGCAGAGACGCAGCAGCUCAUGCGCACUUUCCGUGGUCAUGCAAACCGCAUUACCGACGUUGAUUUUAGUCCGGAUGGCCGUUGGCUAGUCAGCGCUUCAAUGGAUGGAAGCGUGCGUAUCUGGGAUAUUCCAUCCGGUAGACUUCUGGAUGCCUUUUUGGUCUGCUUUCCGGUCACGUCUCUCUCCUUUGCGCCUACUGGUCAGUACCUGGCCACUUCCCAUGUAGACCAUUUGGGCAUCUUCCUUUGGGCCAAUAAAACUCUGUUUUCAAACUCUCAAACCGCUUUUCUACCCGACAACUUUCAGCCGAACUAUAUAGACAUGCCUUCUAUUGGUACCUCAUGCCACAGUGAUGAAGAAGAUUGGCCAGCUAGCGUUACAUUUGCUGAGGACGAAUCGUUAGUACCCCAUCCGUCACCCAAUCAACUAGGCGUUAGGUGUCUCACUCUUUCCUUGAAGCCAAUGAAUUACUGGCAGACAUUGAGCCAGCUGGAUCUUAUCAAAGAGCGCAACAAACCAGUUGAGGCUCCACAAAAAGCACCAAAGGCCCCUUUUUUUCUCUCCACACUUCCUGGGCUCACUCCCAAGUUCGCUCUCGAUGAAACUCAAGAGGAGCUGCAAAAUAUACUUAAUAGAAGUUCAUCUGCCAGUCGCGUCUUGGCACCCGCCUCUUCUGUUCUGUUGCCCCCUUUGCAAACUUUUCUUUGUAGCUCUUCUAGUGGAGACGAUUCUAAAAGACUUACGGACGUCUUAGGCCACAUGACUCCGUCAGCUGUGGAUCUGGAAAUUCGUACCAUCAAGUCUGCGGAGGCUCUGCAGAAAUUUAUGAAGCUUGUUAACGUCGAACUUCUUAGCGGCCGCAAUUUUGAGCUGUUAGAGACUUAUAUGUCUAUAUUUUUAAAGCAACACGGCCGAAUGGUUGCCGAAAAUACUGAACUACUGGCUACGCUGGAGAAGGUGCAGCUGACGCACAAGAUUGCUUGGAGCAACGUCUCAAACUUGCUUAACCACUCUCUCUGCCUUAUUGAAUACUUGAAAAAUUUAUAAAAACUUUUUGGUGUAAUCAGCUUUAUUACAAAGUUAAGUAAAGUCUGUCUUUUUCCGGA